Molecule: messenger RNA, 2479 nt
Organism: Elgaria multicarinata webbii
Lineage: Eukaryota; Metazoa; Chordata; Lepidosauria; Squamata; Anguidae
Gene: CDH24
Product: cadherin 24
Exons: 11
Coding region: 41-2479 (812 amino acids)
Biological process (GO): homophilic cell-cell adhesion; adherens junction organization; cell morphogenesis
Cellular component (GO): plasma membrane; catenin complex; adherens junction
Molecular function (GO): cadherin binding; calcium ion binding
Source: RefSeq, a predicted model, not a curated record
UCCACCCAGAUGGGGUAGCUGAUUCCUAUGGGCAACGUGGAUGAGCGGUGCCCCCCGCUGCAGGAGGACUGAACUGCAGGGCUGCGUCAUGGCCAGCUUCCUGCAGCUCCUGCUGGCUUGGUUAGGAGGCUGCGGCUGCGCGGGACGCCUCGUGCCCCUCAGCGAGGGAACCAAAGCUGGAACCUUCCGGGGAAACGUGUCUCAGCGUUGGGAGCGGCCCCUGUUGAGGUCCCGUCGCAGCUGGGUCUGGAACCAGUUUUUUGUCAUCGAGGAGUAUGCCGGACCGGAACCUGUCCUCAUUGGGAGGCUUCACACGGAUGUGGACCACGGCGAAGGGCGCAUCAAGUAUGUGUUGACUGGAGAGGGGGCGGGUACGGUCUUUGUGAUUGAUGAGAAGAUGGGCAACAUCCAUGUCACCAAGACGUUGGACCGAGAGGAGAAAGCCCAAUACACGUUGCUGGCUCAAGCUGUGGACCGGGUCUCCAACCGGCCCCUGGAGCCACCAUCCGAAUUCAUUAUCAAAGUCCAAGACAUCAAUGACAACCCACCAGUCUUCCUGAAUGGUCCCUACCAUGCCACUGUGCCCGAGAUGAGCAACGUGGGUACAUCUGUGAUCCAGGUGACAGCCCACGAUGCAGAUGAUCCUGCCUAUGGGAACAGCGCCAGACUGGUCUAUACGGUACUCGAGGGGUUGCCGUUCUUCUCCGUCGACCCCCAGACGGGUGUGAUCCGGACAGCCACACCCAACAUGGACCGGGAAACACAACAGGAAUUCCUCAUCGUGGUGCAAGCCAAGGACAUGGGGGGCCACGCAGGGGGGCUUUCAGGAAGCACAACUGUCACAGUCACGCUGAGUGACGUCAACGACAACCCGCCCCGCUUCCCGCAGAGCUCCUAUCAGUUUUCUGUGGUGGAGACUGCACCUCCGGGCUCUGCAGUGGGGCGGUUGCGGGCGCACGAUCCGGACGAGGGGGAGAAUGCGCUGCUGGCCUACAGCAUUCUGGACGGAGGAGACGGAGCCGAGGCCUUCGCCAUCCAUACUGACGCCCUUGGGCAGGAUGGGAUCAUCACUGUCAAAAAGCCCCUCGACUUUGAAUCCCGCCGCUCUUACACGUUCCGAGUGGAGGCCACCAAUACGCUCAUAGACCCCCAGUACAUCCGCAAGGGCCCCUUCAAGGACGUGGCCACGGUCCGUAUCAGCGUGGAGGACGCCGACGAACCCCCGGCCUUCUCCCGCUCCGACUAUCAUCUCGCCGUUUACGAGAACAGCCCUCCGGGGACGCUGGUGGGCAAAGUGGUGGCCGUGGACCUGGACUCCCCCAGCAGUGUCAUCCGAUACUCCAUCCUGCCGCACACGGACCCCGAGCGCUAUUUCAGCAUCAACCCCCAGGACGGGACGAUUCUAACUUCCGUGCCUCUCGACCGGGAGGUGUUGUCCUGGCAUAACAUGACCGUGGUGGCGACUGAACUUGACAGCCCUACGCAGGCCUCCCACGUCCAAGUGGCCAUCCAGACCCUGGAUAUCAAUGACAACCCGCCCCAACUGGAGCAUAGCUAUGAGCCUUUCGUCUGCGAUAACGCUGUCCCCGGCCAGUUGGUGCAGCUUAUCCGGGCAGUGGAUCGAGAUGAAGAUGGAAAUCUGAGCCGUAUCAUCAUCCGUUCGCCGCUUGGGGCCAGGGAACCAAACGUCACCGUGCGAGACAACAGGGAUAACUCUGCCUCCUUGCUGCUCCGUGCUGCCCGGCUGCCAGCACAAGGGGGGUCCCUGCUGGUGCCGCUGGAGCUAGUGGACGGCGGAUCCCCCACCCGCACGGGCUCUCCAACUCUGACCGUGAGCGUCUGCCGGUGUCGGCGAGACGGGGCCGUGCCCUUCUGCGGGCCUGAGGCCCUGGGAUCUCCCGCCGGGCUCAGCACGGGCGCCCUGCUUGCCAUCCUCGCCUGCAUGGGCACUCUGCUUGCACUAGUGUUGCUCUUUGUCGCCCUCCGGAGGCAAAAGCAGGCAGCGCUGCUCCCCUUCGAAGAAGAAGACGUCCGGGAGAACAUCAUCACUUACGACGACGAGGGGGGUGGCGAGGAGGACACGGAGGCCUUUGACAUGGCCGCCCUGCAGAACCCCGACGCCGCCCCCCCUCCAGCCCCCCAGCAACGGCGCCUCCUCCUGCGGCGGGACGUGCUGCCUCGGCCCCAUUUCCCGCCCUCCUUGCCCGCCCGCGUGGCCCCACAGCCCCACGACGUGGCCAGCUUUUUGGCCGCCCGCUUGAGCGAGGUGGACGCCGACCCCUCCGUGCCACCUUAUGACUCCAUCCAGGUGUACGGCUACGAGGGACAAGGGUCUUCGGCCGGCUCUCUCAGCUCGCCCAGCUCCUCGUGCGCCGGCGACAGUGACGCGGGGGGAUACGAAUACCUGGAAGAAUGGGGCCCGCUCUUCCGAACACUGGCCGAGCUGUACGGUGCCCCAGAAGGGCCACCUCCCACCUGA